GCAGAAAAGCUCUAACCAAAGUCCUUUCUCUUUCUUUUUUUUUUGAAGGUGUGAGGCGUCCACCAGAUCUGGAGAAGACCAAUCACAGUGUCCAUUACACUCUCCUGAUUGCUUGUGUGUUGGUGGCCUUCGUUCUCGGCGCCUUCCUGUCUGGCUUCCUGGUCUCCUGCUAUUGCAACCACACAGGCCACAAGACCAAGAAGCUGUCCAAAGAUCCCGAGGCUCCGAUCCCACACGCCCUAUCUCUCCGCAGCCUCGCCAAGCUCAAUGGCCUCCUGGACAGCCAGAGCAAGGACGACAAGCUGGAGGUUUCAUCUCCAAAGAUCUACAACUCUUUCUUUGCAAACAGCAAGGAGCAUCAUCAACCCAGGAGAAAUGGCCAUCACGGGAUGACAAUGGACGACCUGGUCUACCAACAUCACCACCACCACCUCCACCAUUCAUCUGAGCUGUCUGGUCUGCCUACACCAGAUUCCACCCCAGAGCUGCCCAUAAAGAGCAUGAAAGCUUUCAAAAACCAGUGGGAGAAGAACCAGAAUUGUAACAAUGCCAAGGAGCCCAAGUCUCACAACAUAGGAUCCAGGCCCAGCUCAGCCCUGCUUCACCAGCAGAUCUUCCCAUACUCCCAUGGCCUGUCUAAUGGGCAGCCACUAGUCGGGGGUCAUCUCCACCCGGACGAACGCAAAAUCCACAAUGUAGAGCGUGUUUUAUCUCAGCAACCGUAUCCUGGUUACUCUCAGAAGGUGAUGGAGGUAACCUCGCUGGAUGAGCUCCUGAAGCACAUCCACGAGGCGAGCAGCAGCAAGAACUCCCAGUUAAUGAGUCCAUCCGGUCUGAUGGCCAGCGGUGGCGUAGGUCAUCUAGCAUUCUCCAACCGUAUCCAACCUCAGAUUCCUGAGACAGAAUCCGCUCCCUACUACAGCUCUUCUACCUUACCCAGAGACAGCCUCACCCGACGCAUGGACGUUCCUCCAGACAUUCCCCAGCAUCACCAGUCCACCCUGGAGAGGAGGCACUCGUCCCAGAGGCACUCCCUGAUUGCUGCCGCCACCAAGAUGCCCAAUGGUAGCGCAGGAGGAGGAGGAGGAAUGAUCCCUCGCCAACACAGCUUUAGCCAACGGAACGGUGGGCCACACCAACAGCCGCCCCUUCUGGCUCGAAUGAACUCAACAGGCAGCGCCUGCGAGGUCCACUACCCCCUCAUUCCCAACGGAUACCUGGCACGUCAGCACAGUUACAACGGAGACCAGCAAGAGGUCCAACAUAGGGGAGCGAUCGUCCGCCGGGCCUCCUCUCUUAAACCUGAUGUCCCUCCCAAGCCCCUGUUCAUACCUGCCACAUCCCCAGUCAACCAGCAGGGAAAGUUUAACUACUGAGGAGGCACACUCCUGGACUUAAAGAGGGAGUCUCCCUCAUUGUGUCUUCAUGAAGGAACUUUCCUUUAAAGACAACAUGCAAUGGGUUAGAGGAUGCAGACCCUUCCAAGAAAACACUACCAAUUGGGUGGCAGCCAGUGUCACUGUGGACAAAAGCCUCAACCAAACUUGUUUUUCCCUCUUCUUUUUGUCCAACGGAUAUCUUUGUACCAUAUUGGUAUUGCUCAGCUACUUGCUUAUUAUAGAACUGUUGACUUGGGUGACGUGAAGCCACCUCCUGAUAUAUUAGGCUGCCAAUGUCCUCAGUGUGGAUUUACAAUGCAACUUAGUUUUUGGGCACAUUGAUGUUGGAAAAAAAACUGAACACAUCAGUCAUCUUGAAGACUUUAAAACCGGAGGCUCCUGCAAUGCUUAGAUUCAUGCUUUUGCUUAACCUUUUCUGAUGUAGUGUUGGUAACCAGUCCCCACCCGCCCCACCCUCGAAUGUGUUUAUAUUAUGCAUGUGUGUGUAUAUAUAUGUGUGUUUAUAUUCACACCGUAUAUGUAUACAUAUACAUAUGCAGUAUAUGUAACCUGUGGUGAAAAGUCAGCAGAUUCCCCUGAAAGUAGUUAUGUCUUUGCCUUACUAUACUCUUUCAUCUUUGGGCAUAUCAAAUGAUCCCCUAAACACCCUGAGGAGUACCUCAGGGUCACCGCAUCAUGCACUUCAUCGGUUAACGCUCGUUGUCAGAAGGCUAAAACAGUGAACCAAAUUUGUUCAUGUUGUCAAGAGAGAGAGAAAAUUCUUCAACAAAGCAGCUAUCCUAGCCUUCUCUCUUUCUUUAUCCCGUCCCAGGAGACAUCAGGUUCAAAGAGACGCAGUCCAUUCAAAUUCCUCGAGAAUGUUUUUCUUCAGAUUGGUGCUCUACAAGUCCGUAGUGGGAUAGUCGUAAAAUUAAAAAAAAGAAAGAAGGUAUUCUCAUAAAUAUUUCGCACCCAAAGAGGAUGCACGCCGUGCUGUAUGGCUUCAUGGGAAAUGAACAAAAAAUAAAGAAAAGACCACGGUUAUUAUAAGGAUUAACUUUGUGGCUAUUGGGUGUAAAUAAAGGAAUAAUUACUAGCCAAAUUUUAACUGUAUGUGUAAAUGUGUGCCUUAUUUAAUAAUAGUAUGUGACAUGGGGGUAGGGGUAAAUGCAAGGGGCUCAGGUGGCGACUAAGCUACAGUAUAUUGUAGGUGUUUCAUUUUUUAUGGUCGUCCGUGUGUCAUACGGUAUCUUACUGUACAUCUGAAGAGUUUCAUUCCAGAAUGAGAUAUUUGUCAUUUUGAGAACUGCAGUUAUGAUUGUAACACUCACUAAUGAAUCAUACUUUGAGUUAUAUCUUUGACUAUAUUGAGCCUUUUUCGUUUUUUUUUGUACAAUAUGCCAUUUAAAAAAAAAAAAAGAUUAAACACGAAAUAUAUAUUUAGUUUUUUCAGGAUGGAUCCAGUGUUUUUGGAAUGAAACCCUUCAUUUCUUCUUCUCUGUUUUUCUUUUUCCCAAACGUGUGAGCCUACAGAUUGUGUUUGAUAGCGCAAGUACGUACAGCCUGAGACUGCAGACGUUCGGGUUUGAUGCCUCCAGUUUUACGUCACUUUCCACUGGGUGUCACUUUCCCUAUAGGUGCCAAUAUUUACUCUUAGUUUUUAUUUUUUUCGCUGUAGCUUCAGCUUGGCUUCCUUAAGGAGCAGCUUGCAGUUCCUCACACGUUAUGACCUACAGACUUGUAGCCUUUGUAGAAGUCCAUGGAGUAUGAAUAAUCAGCUAAAUGUCAUAUCAGAUUUUCUUUCCACCAUUUUGUUUUACUUUUAUAUAUAAGUCAGCAGAAUGAAGACAUGGACCACCAACCAUAGGCUGUACAUUAGAAGUAGACGAAGUCUCAUGUUACAUAGCUGGGCUUAAAUAUUUCAUUUUCAAUGUCCAGCAGGGGACGACUGCACUAGUUGCACAGAUAUAAUACUUCUUGUAUGGGAACAAAGAGAAAAUGACCCAACUUUUGAGUUAAUUAAUUACCAAAGUAAACAUUUUCAUGAUGAAUUAAGGGUCUUAUUAGUGUCGAGUGUUUCUAACUCUACUUGAUAUUCAGUUUCUAACCUGUAGUCUUAUAUUGAGAAAAAAAAAAAAAAAGACGAUUAAGCGGGGUAUGAUUAGACUGGGAUUGACCAGUUGUUACCAAGGCAACCUGUCAACCAGGUUAGAGCGUAUAGACUGUAUAAACAAAUGGACAGUGUGCCUCAGCCUCCUCCUGUUGAACAGGAUGAAGCCAAGGCCCCCAAUACCAAACCGGAGACUUCAAAAUAUUUGUCUCCAAACCACUGGGUGGGCUCAUGUGGUCUUUGUCCACUUCUUUAACAUGCAGUCUAUGAGUCGGACUUCUACAAAGGUUACGCUGUAGAGUUUAACGUACCUGUGUCACCAGGUGUCGAACCAAAUAGGAAGCGACAAGAGUGAAGGGAGUGUGUUGAGACAUUAAGAAGUGCAAUGACCUCUGACUUCCGAUGAGCUGAGAUUUUCUUCUUGGAUUGAUCCAAUCGUGGAAUCGGGGCUCCCAUCGCUGCCAAACAUCUGCUGAGGUAUUUCCCUCAGGGAUGGUGACGCCGUGCAGUCGGCCUCCGCCUUGGAAACAUCAGCGCUGAGACUUUCUCGCACCGUUCAGUCGAGUCAGCCGCAGCCGCGAUCAAUUCUGUAAAGACAACAGCUCUACACUAUUUACUGUAUCAGAAAGUGGUGUUUUAAAUUGAUUGAAAUUCCCCAGAGCUCAGCUGACCCCUUAUGAAGUUUGCUACUCAAACUCCAACUCUCGUAAAUAAAUGAAAACAGGGCCGACCGUAACGUUCGAUCAAGGGAAAGUUGAUUUGGAUUUUUAACAAGCAGCAGAGCGUUAAAUAGCUUUUGAGCUCCAAACAUAAAUUAUCCGACUUGAUGAAAGGUUGUGACCGUAAUGUUUCAUAAGAGGAAGUGUGGCAGCUACAGCGUCGGAGCAGACCUGUGUUGUUGUUUUUUUUUAUCUGCCGGUGACAGAUUGUAUUGGAGUGCAGCGGUCUCGCCUCUGUCGGCUCGAUCAGUAUUUGAUUUGGUGUAAAUACAUUCUAUCUGGGCGGGGUCUCAUUGAUUCAGUAUUAUGUUUUUAUUUUUAUUUUCUGUUUGAUUUCCAGGCUUUCGUCUUUUGAAUUACUAUGAAUUUGGUCUCACAGAAAUACCAUUGUAUGUCUCUUAUACUAGGAAUAAAAUGAGAAUAUGAUG
This is a messenger RNA of Labrus bergylta (ballan wrasse), 4636 nucleotides long. NCBI's taxonomy places the organism in Eukaryota, Metazoa, Chordata, Actinopteri, Labriformes, Labridae. The record is from RefSeq and is a predicted model, not a curated record.